Molecule: messenger RNA, 2733 nt
Organism: Coccomyxa subellipsoidea C-169
Lineage: Eukaryota; Viridiplantae; Chlorophyta; Trebouxiophyceae; Coccomyxaceae
Exons: 19
Coding region: 1-2733 (910 amino acids)
Source: RefSeq, a predicted model, not a curated record
AUGUCCCCUGCCAGAAGCUUCAAGUCUCCGAGGGAACGCCCACCCUUGACAGUCACGAUUGGGGAUGGCACCUCACCCUCCCCAGUCAGCGGUGGCAAAGUGCCUUACCUGGUGGACACAGUCACGCCGAAGACUCGCCGCGUUUCCAAGCUCUCUCUCAGCGAGGACAUGCAGGAAACCAGCGAGGAGGAGAGUGUCAGCUCUGCAGUGGACUCUGAAGCCCUUGCAGAUACUGCGGCCUCGGACCGGCGUACGCAGAGCCCGGCAAAGCAGCGGCGCAUUCCGGCGCUGUGGCGCACUGUGCAGCAGCUGCGCAAGGGCAGCAGCAACAGUGCCGGUGGCAGCCCGGCGGAUCAUCAUACCAGGCGCACGCUGGCCGCCUCGCCGCAGAAAUCGGCGGGUGCCACAGUCGCGUCACCGGAGCGGAAGUUGCUCACGCCGCGAGCCCCUGAGCCCCUGCCUGAGGAGGAAGUUUCCUGCAGCGCGGGCCAAUCGGAGCGGCCGAGCGCGUCCGGACGCGGGGGACCGGAGAAAGCGCUAGAUGCACUGCUGUUGGCCGCGCCGAACAAGGGCGAGGUGCAGCCCUGGGUGUGGCUUCUGGGGGCCGUGGCUCAGCGCUGCUGCAUCACCAGCAUGCAUGCAGGCGUUUCGUACCUGGCGCGGGUGGCCAAGUAUGUGGCAUGCGAGGAGGAGUGGCUGCGGCUGCUGGUACAGGAGCUGACACCUGUCAUGGCCCACCUGCACGACCAGGAGCUGCCACUCAACACGAUGCAUGCACUGGAGCGGGUGGCUGACAGGGCGCUGCAAGUAGGGGAGGCGGCUGUGUGCAGCUACCGCAGCCACCGCUCCUCCCAGGCCCAGAACGCUGCCAUCCUCUACCAGGCGGUGCGGCUGAUAACGCUGCUGACCUCGUGCGGCACGAAGGACGGCGGCGGCAUGGGAGAAAUGUUCGAGGUGCACCUCAACUCUGCCGCGGUUCAGCGAUUUCACUCCCUGCUCUCCACGCUCGGGGCCCCUAAGGUGACGCCGACGAGCCCCAGCAUGGCGCAGCCGUCUGAGGGGAACGCUGUGGGUGGAUUAGUCGUGGUGGUGGAUCAAUUAGUACAGGACGUGGCUGAGGAUGCUGAAGUCUACCAGCAGGCGUUCCCUGACACCUCCCCAGUGUCACUACCUGCCAUCUCCGCUAGGGUGUACUGCCAGCAGCUGCGGCCGGCGCUGGAGGCGGUACUCUCGCAGCAGCCGCCGGCCAACCGCGCAUUUUUCGACCUGUUACAGGCCGUGCACGCACUCGAGCGCCACGCCCUGCGCUACUGCCCCUCCGUGCUGGGGUCGGAGGGUGCAUUUGUGGAUCAGGAGGGAACGCCGCUGUUCCAGCCGCAUGUUGAGGCCUGGCUCAAAGCCAUGCGCUCCAAACUCGCGCAGUGGUCCGGGCGCCUGCUCGCCCAGGAGACGUGGACGUCGGUGUCGGAGGGCGGCGUGCGCUGCAGCAAGGCCUUGGUCGACAUGUACACGGCGCUGUGCUCAGUGGCCGAGGAGAAUGCCGGAGUGGCGGCUGCCCACAUCGCGUACGCUGCGCUGCUGGAAAAGGCGCUGUCCAAAGUUGCCCUGCAGCAUGUGGUCUCCCUGGAGAAACUCUGCCAGGAGCAGCUGGCGCCGGUGCAGGGGACAGUGACGGCGCAGCUGAUGCGGCUGCGGAUGGGAGGAACGCCCCCGCAGCCCAAACUCUGGCGACCCUCCAGGCGGCUGUGCGCAGUCCUCAAUGACCUGCGCGAGGUGCGGUGCAAGCAUUCGGACCUAACUGCGGCGGUGCGCGGAUGCCUGCCGGCGGCAUGGUGGGGCGCUGAUGCCGGAGGAGGCUACGCGCUCGGAAGCCGCCUGCAGCUGUGCCAGGUGGAGAUCGAGCGCCGGUUUGCAUUCGUACUGCACCACACGGUCAAGCGGCUGAUGGACUCCAUUGCCCCAGUCCUCUCCCAGAGCCUGGAGGAGGGGCCGGUCCCCACGCCGGCCCGGCCACCGCCUCUGAAGGGCCCCCCGGCGGUGACGGCGCCGGGGGACCCGUCCCCGGCGGCGCCCCUCGACGACCGCGCCGAGCCCGUUACGGACGCGCUGAGUCAGCACCUGCAGUUUCUGUCCCCUGCCCUGGACCCCCGAGUGCUGCGGCGCGCUGCGAGGGAGCUCUGGAAUUCAUGCGCCGGGUGCCUGCAUGACCGGCUGCUGGACGGAGGGAACGGCAGCGACGGAGGCGGCGGCCAGUGCAACAGCCUCGGCCGCGUCGGGCCGCGCCUGCUGCAUGCAGACGCCAUGCUCAAGCGGCUGACGGGGUGGUUCACUGGGGCGGCUGGUGUGGAGCUGACGGAAGCUGACGAGCCGGACAAGGCGCGCAAGCUGCGCAAGAUGCUCACCCUCUUCCUGCAGGCGCGCAUCUGCGACGCAGUUGCAUCCGAGAGCACGUCAAAGAUAGCUUUCUUCCAGUACCAGAAUGAGGACUUUGCCACCCCAAUAUGGGUGGAAGACAGCGCCCCAGUGGACCUGUCAUUUUUUCCAGACGGCACGCUGGAGCGGCCAGUGCGCAUCUCAAUUUAUAUGGAGUCGUUCAAGAUUCCCUCUGAUGUUGCUUGCAAGGAUGCGGCUGAGGCAGACGCCUGUGAGGCUUCACCUGCUGCGAAGGCUGCUGCAGAUGCUCCAGAGGGGGAGUGGGAUGUCGUCAGCCGUGGUGGGGCGAGUGACACGUAG